AUGUGGCUUGCGUCCGUGUUGCUGGCGGCAGUCGCCGCAUGCUUGGGUCUGCCCGCAUCGACGCUCGCCUUUCCGCUCAACUACACCGUCUCGCAGCAGUGCACGCCCCUCAACGUCACCUGGAAGGCGGUCCCAGAGGCCUUUCCCUACACCGUCUGGAUCCUUGCCAACCAUGGCUUUGUACAGACCUACAGUAUCAACAGCGACUACCAGCCCGGCGCAGACCACAUCACCUUCCAGUACGUCGUCCCGCCACCCUCGGCCGGCUUCACCUCGUACACCGUCGCCGUCGGUGACUCUCGUGGCGAUGGCAACACCACCCAGACGCUGGGCAUAGCCACGCCCUCGGGUUCCUCGUCCAAUUGCGGCGCCUACACCGGCAGCUCCGCCUUCACCUACGCUGCCGAUCCCGCCAACGGAACCAUGAUCCAGUGCGGCGCUGUCAGAGUGUACAAUAUCGGCGACCGCGGCACUCGACCCUUCACCAUCAGCUUCGUGCCUCUGGGCGGCGCUCCCGUCUCGGUCCAGGUGCCCCAACUUUACACGCUCAACAUCUCGAGCUUCGUCUACCAGACGCUCGUCCCCUUUGCCCAGGGCACGCAGUUCCAAACGGUGGUCGGUGAUGCCUCGGGUCCCGGCAGCGGUGGCGCCUCCGAGAUCUUUACCGUCGGGCCCUCCACUUUCACACCGGCUUGCCUAGCUAGUGAGUAUCGGCUGCCAAACCAGCUCUCGACGCCUCUUCCGAUCGCGUCGACCGUUGCUAUGUUCAACAACCUGGGCGGAGCCAUCCCGACUGAUGCGCCUGAAAAGUCGUCGUCGGGACAUCCGACUGGCGCGAUUGCCGGAGGUGCGAUCGGAGGUGCGAUCGCGCUCGGUGCGGUCAUCGGCGUGCUGGUGGCGUUUCUGCUGUACCGCAAGAGGAAGAAGACGAAGCGUGAUGCAGCCCGCAGCGAGGAAAUUCGGUUUGUCGACCUCGACGGCGACGACGACGACGACAUUUGGGGAUCGGCAGAUCCAAGACGUGACGCAGCUCGUCGAGCUGGACGCUCAAACGACGGCGGCAGGCCUGCUGGACAGUCGUAUACCGUUUCGCCGUUUGUCUACGAUCCUCGGCACGAUGGCGCCUCAUCCGAGGGACGCUACGGCCAGAGCCUGGAGAUGACUUCGCCAUCGUCGGCCAAUCCGAGCUACGGCGAGCUUCUGAGUGCCGCUGGGCUCUCUUCUGCCGCGGCUUCGCCGAUGGACGACUAUCCGCCGCGCGCAGGCAAUGCUUCAAUCCACUCGCAUUCGAGCCAGAAUCCGUUCUCGUCGCGCGCCACGGGCAUCGAGCGCAGCGCAACGUCGGGAUCGGGUGGCGACGGCUCGCAUCCGUACGCGACGGGGGCUGGAAUGGGGAUCCACUCUGUGAGUUCGCUGCCGAGCAAAGCGCAAAUGUCGGCGCAACAGGAGCGCCGAGACAAUCGAGCGCAGCGUCGCGUGGUGCAGCAUUCGGAUGGCGGACCGCUUCCGCAGCCGUCGAGCGAUACCGAGGACGAAGAAGUAGUCGACGAGCUUCCGCCAGAGUACGGCGGCUGGCUUCAAAACAACGCCAACGCUAGCGGCUCGGGUGAUGCGCCUCCACCGACCAGCGCUGGUUCAGCGCGCGUAGCCGGCGACUAUGCAUAUGCGCCGCGCUGA
Messenger RNA from Moesziomyces antarcticus, 1677 nucleotides. RefSeq lists its product as uncharacterized. The record is from RefSeq and is a predicted model, not a curated record. The coding region runs from base 1 to 1677 and encodes 558 amino acids. The transcript has a single exon. Lineage: Eukaryota; Fungi; Basidiomycota; Ustilaginomycetes; Ustilaginales; Ustilaginaceae.